UUCCUCACGACACUUACCACUUUCACUUCCACAUUUUCAGUUUUUCCCUUUCGUUCUGGAGCUGUGAUCCUCUGCAUCAAUGGCCACCGUGCAGCUCGAAACCCUAGCCCUUUCUCGCUCCUCCGUGCCCCUUCCGGCUACCUUCUCUCCUUCGAUCGCCGCCUCCUCCCUCUCCGGCCGCCGGAGCUCUGCCACGUUGCCGCGAUACACAGGUCUCAAACUCCGACACGUCGCUGCGACUCGUUUUCCGAGUCACGCCGGCUCGACAAUCGCUCCUCGUUGUGGACGCGUCGUGUGCGAGGCCCAAAACACCGCCGUUGAAGUGGCUGCUGUUACUGAUGCAAAUUGGCAAUCACUUGUGCUUGAAUCUGAGUUUCCUGUAUUGGUUGAAUUCUGGGCUCCAUGGUGUGGUCCUUGUCGUAUGAUCCACCCAAUAAUUGAUGAGCUAGCAAAGGAAUAUGCUGGUAAGCUUAAGUGUUACAAACUCAAUACUGAUGACAGCCCUUCAACUGCUACUAGGUAUGGGAUUCGAAGUAUCCCAACUGUCAUAAUCUUUAAGAAUGGUGAGAAGAAAGAUGCAGUUAUUGGUGCAGUGCCAAAGGCAACAUUGACCACAAGCAUAGAAAAAUUCUUGUGAGCUGGUAAGCAAAGAAGGCUUCAGCUGGGAAGCUAUUUUUCCCAUUAGCUUUUUCUCAUAUAAGCCAAUUGUCCUAAGUUUGGAUAAUUUGCUUGCUUAAAUAAUCAUUUAUGGUCCUGUAUAGUUAUGGGAUGCAACCAUAUUUUCUGUUUUUCUAGAUAAUUAUAGUUACCACUUACCAAUAUGUUGCGUAAAUUUGCUCCAGUUAUAGCAUGUUUUAUAUCCAUUUUACAUUUUUUUCGCUUGUUUCUUCUCACCUUUCACUGAACAUUGUUGAUCUGUUGUCGUAUGGGUAUAAACUAAAUAAGGUAUCUACGCUAAUAAAUUUUGGGGCCUCAGGGAUGUAAA
Messenger RNA from Gastrolobium bilobum, 985 nucleotides. RefSeq lists its product as uncharacterized. The record is from RefSeq and is a predicted model, not a curated record. The transcript has 2 exons. Lineage: Eukaryota; Viridiplantae; Streptophyta; Magnoliopsida; Fabales; Fabaceae. The coding region runs from base 80 to 637 and encodes 185 amino acids. Gene Ontology annotation, molecular function: oxidoreductase activity, acting on a sulfur group of donors, disulfide as acceptor; protein-disulfide reductase activity. Gene Ontology annotation, cellular component: cytoplasm.